This is a messenger RNA of Linum trigynum, 5854 nucleotides long. The record is from the annotation of a GenBank genome assembly. Lineage: Eukaryota; Viridiplantae; Streptophyta; Magnoliopsida; Malpighiales; Linaceae.
AUCACUACUAAUUCAAACUAGUAGUAGUUUUUCCCUUGGUUAGGACGGUGCUAACUAUUGUACAAUUAGCACCGUAGCCAUUCCCACGAAUGCAUGUAUGAUAUUUUUUUUAUAAAAAAAAAAGUCUAGAGAGACAAGAGGUGUCGAAGAUGCUGUCUUUGAUGGCUUUCGUUGUCUAUAUAUAAAUAGCAUUUUGGACCAUUCCAUGGAAUAUUUGCUUUCCAUAGUUCAUGACACCGAAUAUUACGUUUUAAAUUUAAUUCAAUUUUUUUGCUGUGGCUAAUUGUUUUUCCGGAUUCUAAUAGUGUUAUGAAUCAGCGUGCGUUUUUCCUUAUCUAGGGUUUUGAUGCGAUGAAAAAUGUGGAGAAUCUUUUCCCACGGGGCUCUCCGAAGAAAAACGAAGGAACCUCAUAUCAUAUGAAAAAUGUGGCAGGGUAACAACAAUGAUUAAUUUUUAUUCAGUUUAGCAAUUCAAUGGGUGAGAGUGAGAUGAUUGAUAAGCCCCUAAUUAAGAAGCUUGGGAUCAGAGAAGCACAACAACGAAUUCAAUCAAGGAUGAAUUGAAUUUGAAGAAGAAGAACUCAAAAAAACAGAGUUUUUGAGUUCGAGUUGGGAUGGUGAAUUUCGUGCAACCUUCUAGUAGGGAAAGAGGCUCGAAAGUUUAGGGUAGAUGGUUGGCCACGAACAGUGGGAAUAACUGAACGAUACAAGCUUCAAAGUCGACCUAGAAUCAGAUAGGAAGAUCUCCAAAUUCACAAGACAAAGCAUUCAAUUGAUAAAAAAAUUAAAAAAUUACAACGGAAUCAAAACGACUUAAAUAGGCCGAGCUGAUCCUAACAACUCUUAAGGAAAGUUCAAAUUACAAUCUAACACGAAAAGGAAUCCAAAAACGAAUUAAAACACAAACAUCAGCUUAAUCCUAAUCCGAACAGGACUCGAAUCCCAGCCAUCUCUCUUGAAUCGAGCUCCAAAGUUCAAAGUUGGCUUCCUGAACUCGGAUUCUGCCUUAGCCAAAUUCUGGCAGUUUUUCCAGAUUUAAGUGAACAACUUUGAGAACUUGGAAAACAACCAGCAGCCUUUCAAAAUUGGCAUUAAGCAUAGACAACUUCUCCACCGAGGAAAUCAGCUAGACUCAAUAAGAGGGAUCCAGUUAUAGAGGAGGUAUAGGAGUCUGAGUCAAGAAAUUCUUCUUCCUAGUGCAGAUUUGUGGAGAAGGAUUACAAGGAACUGGACGCCUGAGUUUGCUCUUGGAUAUGCCAUUGAGCAAGAUCAUAGAGAGGAGCAGGAGGAAACUCGAGCUUGGGGAUAUAAACAGAUGCACACCAGCAAUGGAGCCAUGAUUGGAUGAGCGAGUUUGUUCAUAAGUUGAAUAAUUUCUUCUUAAAGCAAUGAUGAGGAGAUGGUGAUGAACAUUAGUAGGCAUUUCCCAUCAUUUGUGGAUUUUGUCUUUCGCUUGUUUUGUUUUCGAUUUAUUUAUACUAAUCAAGAUUAUAAACACUAGCUUGUGUCUAUUAUCUAUCUUUCCUUUUUUUUUUUAACUAUCAUUUUGAGUCUUUGUAUGCAAUCAAAAAGUAAACUAGCUAUUCACCAUAAUCCAUUCAAAAAUUAGUUUGACAAAUGUGGUAACCCGUUUCAACCUUUUUCGUAGCUCACGAUUAUUUAUUUAGUCCAUUGAGGACAACAUUCAUUUUAAAGUAUGGAGUGGAAUUUUCUGCUGCUUUCAAUUUCUAUAUACUUAGUUGUACAAUUUCAAAAAUUUUAUCCAAGUUUAGUUGUAAUGAUAUGCAUAAAAAUUUUGAAAUUUUUUUGAAGAUGUUUUCCAUCUAAUGACUUUUAGUCAUCCCCAAGCAUGUCCAUUGAUCAUCUUAUUUUGAAUCAUUGAGUCUAGGGAAUAUCACUUGAUCUAGGGAGGAUAUUUUAGUGACUAUGAAGGAUGUGAUACUCAAUGAGAUAUAAUGGUCAUUUGAUAUGUUUGAAUGCUAUGUGAUUUGUUUCAUUCUUAGAUUUCUGAUUAUGCAAAUGAGUCUCACUUUUCAAAGUUUUUUAUCCAUAGGGCGAAUUGUAUCUUCUCUAAAAUAUGAAUAACUACCUAUCAAGCCAUGAUUGUAUCUUGAAAUAUUUGUCAUGUUAUGUUAAGAAAUAAAGUAUGUUGUAAGCCCAAUAUGUGAUGCAUCGUUUUUUAUUGCACAAAUUUGGGUUUCGGAAAAGAUACUAAUGGUUGUUAAGACUUAAGCGACCUUGUUCGAAAGUAGUUCCUCUCAAGUCCAAGUAAAAGUUCCACCCAUUAAAUUGAUAACCAACUUGAAGAUGCGUUUUUAAGGGUAGGGAUAAAAACUACCAACACCCCCUUAUGGACCUUCCCCACGAAUUUAGGGAUCGUUUGGUUUUGGUGAUAGUUAAAUUGAUGCAUUGUCAACAAUGCAUGCAUAAUAAUAUACAUUUAUAUGAGAAAAUUGGUGUAUUGUAGUUAACAUCGUUUGGGUGAAAUGUCACUUUUACCCUUUGUCUUUUAUAUAAAAAAGCAACACACAUAAAAAGGUAUAGUUGGAAAAAAAAGACUCAACAAUCUCUUAAGCAAACAAUGCAUGUAUUCUUUGUGCAAAAAAUUCAAAAAAAAAACAUUGUGGACAAUGCAUGUAUUGUAGCUAUCUCAACCAAACAAUCACCAAACCCAAAUGACCCUAAAAUAUAGGAGUUGAAUGGAGUACUAUGACGAAUGCAGAGAUACAUAAAUUGCUCUUGUUCAACUAAUAAGAGUUUAAUGCUUUAGUAAAUCUCCAUACACAAGAAAAGAAGAAAAAUAUAGUGAAGAAAAUAAAUAAAAAAAUAUGAUGGUAUGAGAAGGCAAUAGUGCUUAAGAGAUACGUUGAUGAAUGGUAGAGGCAUUAAAGAGCUAUAAUAGUUUCCAAAAAGCUUCACCCUGUGAGUUAUGAGACUUUACUCCAUGCUUAGUGGUAUACGCUUGAGUUCGAUGGUGUGAUGUUAUUGCAUAUUGAUGUGGUUAGGAUUCUUUUGUACUAUUGUUGAUCUUGUAAGUUCACUUUUGAUCCACUACCUAAGAUCAAAAUUGAGUUAUGCUCCUUAGUUUUCUUGAGUUGUAUGAUUAUGAGUAGUGUUUGCUUGGGGACAAGCAAAGUUCAAGUGUGGGUAUUUAUGAUAACACUCAAUUAUAGAAUCAAUGUUUGAUUGAUUAAAUCGUCAAUGCUAUAGACCUUUAGUUUUGACUCAAGAGGCACACACUUAACUAAGUGCUAUCCUUAAUAAAAUGCUCUUAGUUAUAUAUUUGAUGGCAUAAAGCAAAAGCACACGUUAGUUGGCUAUUGUUUCUCUCAUAUGUGGUAAAAGCUCGAUUUGAAAUGCUUAAGCAGAAGGGAUAGAGUGAUUAAAUAGAUGAAUCAUUGAGAUGCAUGAUAUGAUUAAGAAGGUCGUGUGAAAUAUGACUCUAGACAUUUCUAGGAUUUAUAACUUGGUUGCAUUUGAUAUGCAUUGAUAAGACUACUAAAUGAAAUGCACAUCAAUGCAUAGCUUAAACUAAUUUUCUGGGUGAUCAUAUCUUAGUGUGGUGUUAAAUAUUUUUGGUUUACCAUUUGUAAGUUCUUUCAUUUGGUGAAGAAAGAAGUCUUAGGAUGAUGUUGGAGCUUCCUUGUCCUCGGACUUUCAUUCAAAAGACAAGGUGAGUUCUCUACAGGCGAAGGAUGCGAAGUACAUCAUUGAUGCUCCCAAGCCUAAGUGAAAUAGAAUCUCUCUUCACCAGAGCUCAUCAAUCUAGAACCGUGCUUCCACAUGUUGCUCUUGUUGGGCACAUGGACGAGGAAGAGGUUUUUUUCCGAACUCCCCGAUCCCCUCACCACCUUCAUACCUCUAGAUUAGCUUAUUCUCAGAGGACGUCUCAGGAGGGCUCAAUGAGGCUAAUGAGGAGUGGGUCAUCGACUAAGUUGAGGAGGAGGACACCAUGACUUCGUCGAUCGAAAGAGAAAAACCUAAAAAUAGGAGAGUAACUAUGUCCAUGACAUAUGAGUGUCAUUGAUAACAUCCAAAAUGGUGUUUUUUAACCCUCAUAUUUAGGAUCGUUUUGAGUCAUUUUGUGGUCUCAUUGGUUGAUAUGUCAUCUAAUAGAUCCUUAUUUCUUCGAAGAGAAUAUUUCAUAUUACAUUGUUAUAGAUGAUAGAAACUAUUUAAGUAUGAAAAGAGGUCACAAGUGUAGGAUUAUGUGCAAAAAUGAGAGAUCACGACCAGAGCAAGGAGAUCGCGGUCGGGAAGAGAGGGUGUAAAGUUGAGCACGUAGAUCGCGACCUCCACUUCUAAGAUCGCAACUGCGAAGAAUGGAGUUUUGGGUGUGAACUUGAAGAAGCAGCCAAUAAGGGAGGACCAGAGAAUUUUGACAGCGACUCGCGACUCUCGUUGUCCAUGCUUGCGAUAAAGAUCGCGGUCGUGACUCACGGAUUGCGACAGUGAAGUCAAGCCGCGAAUUUCCCAUCCAGCAAGGCGUAACAAGGCAACAUCUGGUUGGAGAGAAAUAAUAGGAUUUUCAGGGAUGUGGAUUCCUCCCCAAAAGAGAUUGGACAGAAGAUUGUUCUUAUAGUUGGACGAUGGUUACGAGCUUUUAGUCGCAUCUCAGAUAAACGCUUCCACCAGUGGAUGGUGAUCGGGACGAAGCACCUCAUUUGACCCUCACGUUCUUUCUUCUUUUUUAUUCUCGAGUUGGUUGUUUUUCUAUUACUUAUUAUUUUUAUUUUUAUUUUUUUCCUUCACUGCUUGCUUGCUCUACUACUGGUUGAGCUGCUGACUUUUUAUUUUUUACCUUUGUACUUUCAUGAAUUGGUUAGUUUCUUAUAAUAUUCUCAUCAUUCAUAAAAAAAAACAAGGCAACAUCUGAAUUCCGAUCUCCCCCAACUCAAGUCUUCUUCUAAUUCUUCUUGUGUAUCUUCUCCCCUUCUCCCCCCCCCCCCCCCCCCCCCAUGGGGUAGUAACCUAAGGUACUGGGGUUCAAUCCCCAAACCCACGAUUUAGGUUUUAAAAUGUAGAAUGUACUUUUGUUAGGGUUUGUGUAUGAAACUUGCUUAUCUAGUGAUAUUAUGCUUUUAUCUAUGCUAAUUGUGUUUGGGUUUUCAUUCCUUGUUGCCUACUUAGGGUUUGCAUGAGAUGGUAUGGAUUUGGCAUGUUUGACAUGAUUGGGUAGAUGAAUUAUUUAGGGAAUUGAUUGGUGAAUGAGGUGACCAUCCUCUGGCAUCGGGUGGCCCUUCUAGGUGAUGCUAGAGUGAUGCGUGUGUAACCAUCGACAUGUCGAGCUAGUGUGCUGAUGGGUUAAACCCAUUGGAAGGGUCUAAGUCGUAUCUCUAGCAUAGUGAACUUGAUCGAGGUGAUAUUGGGUUACCAGAUCAUGCUAGGAGGGGGGCUAGAUGCAUGACCAUUGAGCUAGUCGCCAUAUAAGUGAGUCUCGCACCUUGUUCGGCAAACUGACAUUUAUAACCUUUUGCACGAUAGACCUAUAUUCUAGGGUGAGGGUGAUGCCCCAAGUACCUCCUUUUAUCUAUGCUUUCUUGUUCCAGUAUUUAUCAUUUGUUCCUCCAAAAACAAUCCUAAACCGAACGACUAGAUAACAACAAAGUGAGAAAUAGCAUAGCGUAUCGAAACCCGUAAAAAUACGACCUUAGUCGACCACUACAUUAACAAAUCGAACAAUGGAUUUAAUAACCCGCAUGGAACACACUUUUACCAUCAUUUAGUCAAAAUGUUAAAUCUAACCGUCAACCAAAAAUUAGAGAUACAAAUGAGUAAAUUACUCUAACUACUCAUAAUCUAUUAAAUUGUAGUCAUUUUACAAAAGUUCAUAUAAAAAAAUGUAACAUUUUGC